AAAAUACUCUUCUCCCCUCUCUCCUCGAAUCCCCAUCGGCUACCUCCGUCGGCAUAGACGGAUCUCUCCGAUCGAAGCAACGCACGCAAUCACGCUAAGAUUAGAUCUCUCUUCUAAGUCCGUUCCUUGAUUUUUCGCUCAUUUUCGUCAUCGAAACCGACGUGGAGAUUUCCAGAUUGGAUUCUAUAUGUCUUCAAAAGAAAAAUCCUAGACGAUCCGUUUACCAUCUUGUUUUCCUAAGAUCUGCGAAAGAAGCCCACCAGAGUUGUGUUUUGCUUCCGGAUCCGCUGCUCUCACGAGUAUCCGGUCGUAGAGGUCCUACUGACUAUCGGUGAAGGUCAACUCGCUUACCUCCAUCGAGACCGAGCUUCCUUUCAGCUACUACAGUCUCCCAUUUUGCCGCCCUCAAGAUGGAAUCAAGGACAUCACAGAGAAUUUAGGGGAGCUCGGAGACAGAUAGCAGGGCUGGGCUCUCCUCAGGGGAGGGAAUCGACAGGAUUUCACAGUGGUGGAAAAGAUGGAAGAUCUAAGCAUCGAGGCGAAGGAGGCUGCUGUACGCGAGGUGGCCAAGAUUCUCCCCCUCCCGGAUCUUCUGGCCUCAAUCGCAUCCAUCAAAUCUGAUUACCUUUCCCGUCAACAGGCAAAUGAUGCACAGCUGAGCACAAUGAUAGCAGAGCAGGUUGAGCAGGCACAUAAGGGCAUUGAUGCAUUGGCUUUGUGUCAAAAAACAAUACAUCAGAUUCGUGGAAAUUUUUUGUCAAUCGAAAAAUUGUGCCAUGAAUGCCAGACACUCAUAGAUAAUCAUGACAAAAUUAAGCUCCUUAGUAAUGCUAGAAACAAUCUGAACACAACUUUAAAGGAUGUUGGAGGAAUGAUGUCAAUUUCUGUUGAAGCUGCAGCAGCUCGUGAUUCUUUAAGUGAUGAUAAAGAACUUAUUCACACUUAUGAGAAAUUAGCAGCACUGGAUGGUAAAAGACGUUUUGUAUUAGCUGCUGCAUCAUCUCACAAAGAAGAGGUUGGACGGUUGAGAGAAUAUUUUGAAGAUGUAGAUCGAACAUGGGAGACAUUUGAAAAGACACUAUGGGGUCAUAUUGGCAACUUUUUUAUGCUGGCCAAAGAAAGUCCACAGACGCUGGUGCGAGCUGUAAGGGUAAUUGAAAUGCAAGAAAUAUUAGACCAGCAACUGGCUGAGGAGGCUGCUGAGGCUGAGGGUAUUGAUGCAAUGGCAUCAAUCGCCAAUCCACGUAGAUCUGCAAAAAAGGGCACAACUUCAGCUGUUUCUCCUAAAACACAAGAGAAGAAGAGUCAGGGAAAAGGUUAUAAAGAUAAGUGCUAUGAACAGAUAAGGAAAACUGUUGAGGCUCGGUUCAACAAGUUAUUGACAGAGUAUGUAUUUGAGGAUCUAAAAGCUACUUUAGAAGAAGCUAAAACAAUUGGCGAGGAGCUUGCUGAUAUUUAUGACUAUGUUGCUCCAUGUUUUCCAACAAGGUUUGAAAACUAACAUCCCA
Molecule: messenger RNA, 1508 nt
Organism: Zingiber officinale
Lineage: Eukaryota; Viridiplantae; Streptophyta; Magnoliopsida; Zingiberales; Zingiberaceae
Product: exocyst complex component SEC6-like
Exons: 13
Coding region: 518-1501 (327 amino acids)
Biological process (GO): exocytosis; exocyst localization
Cellular component (GO): exocyst
Molecular function (GO): SNARE binding
Source: RefSeq, a predicted model, not a curated record